Messenger RNA from Anisakis simplex (herring worm), 312 nucleotides. Lineage: Eukaryota; Metazoa; Nematoda; Chromadorea; Rhabditida; Anisakidae. The record is from the annotation of a GenBank genome assembly.
AUGUCGAAAUAUGAAGACAAUAAAAUAGAGGAUAUAUUAAUGCGAUUCGAGAAACCGGAUGGCAAGAACAGGUGGGAUUCACCAUUAUUCACGAUCGGUAUUGGUAAUAUCGAUUUACACCAACAACAACAACCUGAACAGUUAUGCGCAUCUGAAGCUGUGCAGCCCGAAUCGGAUGGUUCCAAAGCCAACAACUCUCCGCGGCAUGUUCGAAUACCAUUUGACGAAAUAUUCGCAUCGUUAGUUAAGGUAUGGUUCAUUCAUGAACUCUUGAACAGAUUUCUCGGAAAAAACAUUUCACCGGCUCGAUAA